This is a messenger RNA of Prorocentrum cordatum, 1937 nucleotides long. The record is from the annotation of a GenBank genome assembly. NCBI's taxonomy places the organism in Eukaryota, Dinophyceae, Prorocentrales, Prorocentraceae.
GAGCCUUUUGCGAUGUGAUGAGGAAACAGGCGCUGCGCAGGUUUCGGCUCGGAGAUGGGCACGGACUCAAUUUCAGGUAGACUCCAGCGCGGAGCGUCCCCGCGUAUGUGCGACUUACGCGAAUCGGUCCCGAAGGGCUCAGGUACUGCAAGUGUCCCACCCCGCCAAGCAGAGGAGGGACAAGGGAGAAAGAUACAACAAAAAAUACCCUGGCGACGUACCCAACCCCUGCGCAAUGCGGGGCAUGAGCAAUCAAUUCCGCAGGCCCACCUCCCGUAGGUGCAGGGGGGAAACUCACUAAAAGAGAACCCUGGGCCGGAGCCCCUUCCGGGAAAAAAGAGGCCUCGACUCGACUCUAACUCGGGCCCGACAGGUCGCGGCUCUCUCAACAGCUUUCAAAAUCACAUCGUACAACCCGCGAACAUGUGACAGCACACACACACACACAGACAACAACCAACAGCCAACAACAACCGCCAACAGCACGUGCCCACGUCUCGGAACCAACUGGGGUGAGCCACGCCUCACUUGCAAAUCAAAAUACACGGGCGCAGAGACCGCGCGCUCUGGCACGGCCUUCCCAUCUGGCCCCACACGCAGCAGGCUCUGGGGCCAGCGAGCACUCGUGCAAACCCUCUGCGCCCUCAGCCCUAGGAUGUGGAAUAGGGUUCAGCGCCGGAUAUCACGCACCUAGGCGCAUGUCCCAAAACUGCCCCUGAGUCACUUCUGGGAAGCCUGCUCUCCUUCAAUCGCACGCUGCUCAAUCAUCGCUGGCGAGGCUACCUUCAAUCACAGAGCUGGCCCGCUAAUGUCACCAUGAACAUGACAACGCUAUCCUCGCGCGAGCCAAAAACAGUGAUCGACGCCCAGCCAUUAACGACUUCCCUGGCUCGGUUCCACCAGUGCGUCUUCCAACCACUGGAGAGAACACGAAGCAAUCUCCGAGCCGAUCCUCUAGCGUGUCGUGUGCGAGGUCGACUAUGCUGGCUCGCUGCGGCGGGCUCUUCUCCUCGAGCUGCGCGGCAAUCCCGAUAUGCGCGGCGCCGCUCAUUACGGAGGCCUCGUAAUCUACGCUGACAUCGCGGCAGUGAACGUUGUCAGCAAGGAUGUGAACGUGUUCACGAGAACGUUUGACGGAAGCUGGAGCUUGAAGAAGUUACGCCUGUACCCAAGCGGGUCUGGUUGUGAUCUUAACAAGUUCAUGUAAUUUGCGGGGCGGGCAUCCCAGGAAAAUGAACGGGUCCAGCUGGAUUUUGAAAUGAGCGCGUGACCGCGAACGUGUUCAGCUGGAGCCUGGACAGUUCCACUUGGAAUCUGGAUGGGUUCAACUGGAUCUUGAGUGCAUCAGCCUGAUCGUGAACACCCAACGACCUGAUCAUGGGCAACUGGUGUUUGAACUGGCUCCGCUGGAACUUCGUCCUCUGUGCACCCCUCCUCUUCUGCAGUGUCGUCCUUGUCGUCUCCGUGGCCGCUACCCUCGUCGACCAGCGUCACCCGUUGGAUCUGUUCCUUGCCCGUGCCUUUCGACACGUCUGGUGGCAGGAGUCUGGGCGGCCGAAGCAUCGGCGGCGGGGGCUUGGCCAACAGCUCGUCAAGGAUGGUCAUGCCCGCGAGCUGCGCUCUGCGCGCUUCGAGCACUCGAGGCGGCGGCGACGGCGUUUCAUCAACGUUGCGACGGUCUGCUCGAGGACGACGCUCUCAUCGUCUCGUGGUGCCCCCACCAGCGCAAGGUCAUGAUGCACGAGCUCAACCUUGCGGCGCAUGCGCGGGGCAAAAGUUACGUACAGGGUGAGGUGUGAUGUUUUCCUGGGUUCCUGUGCCCACCAAUGCCAAUGAUUGACCGCGCGGUGGCUUGGAUGAGGAGGCGGAGGAGGCAGGAGGGAAGAGGCAGGAGGAGAAACGGAAGGGUUGAGGACGGCGAAAGAGGAAGGAAAAGC